AUGGCAUCGACAAUUGUUCUUCCACGACAAAUCCCUCUUUGGCUUUGUCCUGAGCUUCUUGGCGAAUAUCUAUCAUACAUACGCGGCGUCGACCUCGAUUCUUGUUCACAGGUGUGCCAUUAUUGGAGUGAACCUGCUAAGAUGGCUCGUUUCAGAGUCAUCGAUGUAGACGAUUCAUAUCUCCUCACACUCUUGGAGAGCAAUCCCCGUCACUCGCUUUACGUCCGCUGCGUUAUUGGUGGUGCUCAAAGCAUGUUUGCUCAUACAAUGACCCCCUAUCCCAUUCGCCUGAGGUCUCUCGAAAUUCGAGGAUAUGAUGUCGUUUCGACUGGGGAUCGGAUCAACCAAGCUAUCGUCGCGUUCUCUCCUACCAUCACUUCAUUCACCAUUCAUAGCUGCCUUCGAAUGUCCUAUUCUGCUUUCUACGGACUUCUUCAGUCUCUCACUCAUUGCAAACUGCUAGAGAAAUUGACGCUGCCAUCUCCUGCAAGGAUACUCGAUGAAAAUCUUACACCUGAACAGCGCGCUGAAGAAGCCAACGCCGCAUUUCAAACCUUACCUCAUGGUACUGAGGAUAAGGUGAAACUGUCAUUCAUGCAGCUCAUCCCUACCUCAUACCGCCAUGACCCACAAUAUACCCAUAAUCCUGCAAUGAAGACCCCUCAUACCUGGAUGUAUGGAUGGCUUGAUCCGGAAAUAUGCCCAUUUGACCUUCACGAACUCGCAACGCUUGUGAUAGGUUCCGCUCGCGCGGCGGAAGUUCUUCUGCCUCGAAUCUCGGAACACCUCACCAGGCUUCAAUUUUGUUUACCAUUUGACAACCGUUCCUCCUGGAAACACUACGAGUACCUUCGAAGAUCUCCAAUCAUCUUGUCUUCUUUGAAGCAUCUCAGUAUGACCUUUCACAUUCGCCCUUCGAAAUAUAUACUCGAUAUCAUUCGAGCGCCGGCGAUAAAGACCAUCCACAUCGAAUGGAACACCUCUAUCUCAUACUCCACCUACGAAGCACAGUUCCAGCGCAUAGACAGACAAAUCUCCCGACUGGAUGAUAGUCAUGUCUUUCCGUGUCACCUGUCGAAUAUUCGUCUUGUAACGAUCUUCUGUCCUGACGCCCAUUGGUGCACGCAGGCGUUUCCAGUUUGCACUCUUUUUGGUGUCAAUGUUUCUUCAUAUGUUAGCACUCAAACCUUGUAA
Messenger RNA from Lentinula edodes (shiitake mushroom), 1194 nucleotides. RefSeq lists its product as uncharacterized. The transcript has 2 exons. NCBI's taxonomy places the organism in Eukaryota, Fungi, Basidiomycota, Agaricomycetes, Agaricales, Omphalotaceae. The coding region runs from base 1 to 1194 and encodes 397 amino acids. The record is from RefSeq and is a predicted model, not a curated record.